Molecule: messenger RNA, 1920 nt
Organism: Rubroshorea leprosula
Lineage: Eukaryota; Viridiplantae; Streptophyta; Magnoliopsida; Malvales; Dipterocarpaceae
Source: the annotation of a GenBank genome assembly
AUAAUAACUUCAAGCUCCAAAACAGGGCUGUUUUGGAACCUUUUAUUUGUUUUUUCUUCCAUUCUGCAGAAUGGUGGACAACUAAUCUAGGAAGAAGUCUGAACCCUAAAUAUUGCCCAAAUUUGCAAAGCUAAUAGAGUUAUUUUGAUCUUCUGAUGAUGCACUUGAUGUUGAUAUAGGUUUUGUUACAUUGUUUUGCAAUACAGUUGUCCUUUCUUUUAGUUGUUUGGAAUAAAUUGUAGUGAAUUUUGUAAUUUAAGCAUGUCAAGUAAAUGUACUGAUUAUGCUUAAAUGCUGGUAAUGCACAGUGAUUGGAAACCCCAAGGAAUCUGCACCUCAAGAGGGGAUUAUACAUAUCAGGCACUUUGAGGCAUAAUGAUAGAUAAUAAUUACUAGAUCCAUUUUUUAAUUAAAAUUUUGUUCAGUUACAGGUUUUUGUUUUCCUCUGUUGUUGUAGUACUUGAUGCAUUAUGAUUUACAUUUAUGCUUGAAAUUUUCAAAUGAAAAGGCGAACAGUUUGUCAGUUUCCUGGUCACCAAGGUCCUGUACGAGGUUUGACAGCAUCAACUGAUGGAGGCAUACUAGUCUCAUGUGGAACUGAUUGCACUGUCAGGCUCUGGAAUGUACCUAUUGCCAGUAUUGUGGAUUCAGAUGAUUCAUCUGAAAAUUCUGCAAAGCCACUGGCGGUUUAUGUUUGGAAAAAUGCUUUUUGGGCUGUUGAUCACCAAUGUGAUGGUGAUCUCUUUGCCACUGGUGGUGCACAAGUAGAUAUAUGGAAUCACAAUAGGUCUCAACCGAUGAACAGUUUUGAAUGGGGGACAGACACAUCUAUAUCUGUUCGAUUUAAUCCUGGAGAACCAAAUAUUUUGGCAUCCUCCUCCAGCGAUCGCAGCAUAACAAUAUAUGAUUUACGAAUGUCAUCCCCAGCAAGAAAAGUUAUCAUGAGGACAAAAACCAAUUCUAUUGCUUGGAAUCCAAUGGAGCCAAUAAACUUCACAGCUGCAAAUGAAGAUGGCAAUUGCUAUAGUUAUGAUACUCGAAAACUGGAUGAAGCCAAGUGUGUGCACCGAGGACAUGUUUCUGCUGUGAUGGAUAUUGAUUAUUCACCAACUGGUCGAGAAUUUGUUACUGGAUCUUAUGAUAGAACCAUUAGGAUAUUCCAAUAUAAUGGUGGUCACAGCAGGGAAAUCUACCAUACAAAGAGAAUGCAAAGGAUAUUCUGUGCGUUAUUCAGCUGCGAUGGAAGUUAUAUCAUUUCAGGGAGUGAUGACACUAACCUCAGACUUUGGAAGGCUAAAGCAUCCGAACAAUUGGGAGUUCUUCUUCCGAGGGAAAAGAAGAAACAUGAAUAUAAUGAGGCUCUCAAGAACCGCUACAAGUACCUUCAUGAAGUCAAGCGCAUUUUAAGGCAUAGGCACUUGCCAAAACCAAUUUUCAAGGCGUGGAACCUCAUACAAACCAUGGGUGAAGCAGAGAGAAGGAAGCAAGCGAGACGAAAAGCCCACAGUGCGCCUGGAAGCAUUGUCACUGAGCGAAUACGUAAAAGAAGGAUCAUCAAAGAAGUUGAGUGAGUUGUGCACGAGCACAGCUUCUGCCACAAAGGUGUUGUGUAUUUCUGCAAUUGUCAGCUUGGAACAUCUAUGGACAGUUUCCUCGGCAGCUCUUUCACUGUACCUGCUGACUAUUCCCCGAGCACAACUGGCACCCUCCAAUAGAUGUUGAUUGAGUUGAGAAAGCAAAACCCUAUUCUUGUAACAGUUUUGACGAGUUCAAACAAGAUUCGUAAUUUCUUUCAUAUGGUACAUCAAUGGAUGAAGAGAAAGUGAACUAAAGUUUUGGCCACACAAGUUAUCCAAAAGAGCUUUAAAAUUUUCUCAGAUGGGUUGCAAACUAAUGGUUACAUAAAUGAUAUAUUUAUAA